Molecule: messenger RNA, 498 nt
Organism: Dioscorea cayenensis subsp. rotundata (Guinea yam)
Lineage: Eukaryota; Viridiplantae; Streptophyta; Magnoliopsida; Dioscoreales; Dioscoreaceae
Product: 54S ribosomal protein L51, mitochondrial
Exons: 5
Coding region: 122-481 (119 amino acids)
Biological process (GO): mitochondrial translation
Cellular component (GO): mitochondrial large ribosomal subunit
Molecular function (GO): structural constituent of ribosome
Source: RefSeq, a predicted model, not a curated record
GGUGAAUUGUUCUACUCGAUCCCAUCCUGUGCCCUAGGGCCGUCGCUGUUGCUCGCGUUCUCUUCGUGUCGUCUCCAAACCUCCGAAUAAGCUCAGUGUUGUUGUUCGGGUGUUAAGGUUAAUGGCACUACGAGGUGUUUGGCAGCUUCAAAAGCUGGUGGUCAGCUAUUGUGAUUGGGGAGGAAGCAGCAGAGGGAUCAGGGCCUUUAUGGAAUCAAAUCUGCCUACUUUAAAGGAGAAAAAUCCUCAGCUAGAUGUGGUCACAGAACUUAUUCGUGGCCAGCAUCCUCAUUUGAAAGCGUUUUAUAAGAAUCACAAUCAGCGAGUUGUUUGUGUGAAGAAUCUGACUCCGGAGGAGAUUCUGCUCCAUGCAACCAGGCUAAGAAACGCGUUGGGAAGGAAAGUGAUCAAACUAAGGACAAGACACGUCACUAAACACCCUAGUGUUCAGGGUACAUGGACAACAGCCCUCAAGUUCUAAAUGGUUUUUGCAACGUU